AUGUCGCCAAUAAGCAAGGUCGAUUCAAUUUAUCGUACAAUAUUGUUGUCCAAAUUUUUUACCCGAGGCUGGGGUCACCCGGAGUAUAUGAAAAAAAUAUUUAAAUUUCGUAAAAUAAUAUCCAAUCGCCAGACCUGUCAGGGAUUGGUAGCCAACGAUCAUCUCAUUUAUAUUGACUCACAAACUGAACACAACUCGACCUACGAUGUCUUCGAAGGACAUUUCAUGAGUCCGUUAGUCCAAUAUUUGCCCGAAUUGGUACCGAAAGAGUCACAAAUUGCCAAAUUUCAGUUAAUUUUACCGAAACAAUGGCCGCAGAGUGGCCUGAAACCCGUAUGCCUUCAUUUGGCCGGUACUGGCGAUCAUCAUUUUUGGCGCCGACGAACACUUAUGGCCAAACCGUUGCUCAAAGAAUAUGGAAUCGCUUCGAUAAUUCUGGAGAAUCCGUUUUACGGGUGCCGCAAACCGCCGGAUCAGACGAGAUCUAGUCUUAAAAACGUAUCGGAUAUCUUCAUAAUGGGCGGCUGUCUGAUACUCGAAUCGCUGGCACUGUUUAAUUGGUGCGAACGUAUGGGCUUCGGGCCACUGUGUAUUACCGGCAUAUCAAUGGGCGGACAUAAUGCAGCCCUGGCCGGAACCAAUUGGCACAAACCUAUUGGUAUAGUUCCCUGUCUUUCAUGGACUACCGCUUCCUGUGCUUUCACUCAAGGUGUUAUGACUGGUUCUAUUCCGUGGACACAACUCGAAGAAGAAUAUCUAUCCUAUGGUGAAGAGCUUAUCGAUGAACUCCAGAAGCUGAUCCAUUCGCCUAAAUAUGAACCGGCUAUAAAUCAGGCCUUUGACGCCGGCCGACAGUUUGCCAAGAAUUUCCCGAAUAUUUUCGAUUCGAUUCUUGAGUACGACUUUAUUAGGAAUAUAUUUGCCACAAAAAGUACAAAUAUAUCGACGACAAAGACAACGACUAAUAAUAAUAAUAAUAACAUCAAUAGUAGUAUUCAGCCAAAAGCGGCGGCAAAAACAAAAACAUUGGACUUUAUGCGCGGCGUAAUGGACGAGUGUACACAUUUGGCCAAUUUUUCGGUACCAAUCGAUCCGGAACUGGCCAUCAUAGUCAAUGCCACGCACGACGGCUACGUACCACGACAGAAUGUACAACCGUUGACCGACAUAUGGCCAGGUGCUCGGGUACGCUAUGUCGAUGGUGGCCACGUUUCGGCUAUACUGUUCAAUGCCAAUGUUUUUCGUAAAGCCAUUGCCGAAGCACUGGAUCUGACGGCACAAAAAUAUUACGGAAACUCUCUGUUUGAUAAACCACUGGUGUCUACCCAGAGAGUUACCAGUUAGAUCUCGGGAGCCCCCCGGGGGGGUGGGUUGGACGGAGACAACAAAUCAACUAA
Molecule: messenger RNA, 1397 nt
Organism: Oppia nitens
Lineage: Eukaryota; Metazoa; Arthropoda; Arachnida; Sarcoptiformes; Oppiidae
Product: protein ABHD18-like
Exons: 7
Coding region: 1-1344 (447 amino acids)
Source: RefSeq, a predicted model, not a curated record